Diachasma alloeum is the source of this 1950-nucleotide messenger RNA. It is a transcript of the gene Ir102, whose product is annotated as probable glutamate receptor. Gene Ontology annotation, molecular function: glutamate-gated receptor activity. Lineage: Eukaryota; Metazoa; Arthropoda; Insecta; Hymenoptera; Braconidae. The transcript has 8 exons. Bases 1 to 1950 code for a protein of 649 amino acids. Gene Ontology annotation, cellular component: membrane. The record is from RefSeq and is a predicted model, not a curated record.
AUGAAAUUCGCGAACUCAUCAAUAUUUUCGAUUGUCUCUAUUGUGAUUUUUUUUGAGUUGAGUGAAGCUCAUUACUAUGGACCUGUGAUUAAGGACGUUCAUGACCAAUUUGGAAGGACUGAAGUGAUCAUAGUACCACAAACAAACUAUUUUUCAUUUGAAAACAUCAUGAUCUGGCAUGAAACCACUAGGAUAUUAUCCAAUGAAGGAAUAUCGACAGUUAUCCUUAACACUAGGCACUUCGAAGAAAAACUGAAGACUUAUAAUAAGGAAACCACUCGCUCCCUCAUCGUGAUUGCCCUUGAUACAAUCGAAGAAUUGCAUGCUUUCGAAUCAACCACUCAGGACUUGCACAUGAGCUAUGCUAUUUGGCUGAUAUUUUUCACGAGAGAUGCUGACCGAGAUGUUUGUGAAUUUUGUCGCAACCCGCAAGAAAGUUUAUCAAACAUGAAGUUGGGCUCGAGAAUACUUAUUUCCUGUUGCGCCUUCAAUACAAUUGAAGAAUGGAGGUAUGCUGGAAAGAAUCGUACCGAGAGGCAGGAGCUUGGCAGAUUGAACAGAGAUGAUCGCGGAAUUGUGUGGUUCUCUAAUAAGCAGGUCGCAGAUAUUCAUGGCGGCAGAUAUUCACUUGCUGGCCGAGGGCUCCGCAUUGUUGCGGUGAAGCACUGUCCCAUAUUUUGGGAAAAGGAUGGCCAUUAUUAUGGAGUUUUGGGUGAAAUUCUGAGAGAACUGUCUCAAGCAAUAAAUUUCACGGUAUCGAAAAUAAUCUGGGAAGAUGAUUACGGAGCUUGGAAUCCAGAAACCUCGAGUUGGACGGGUGCAAUCGGAAGGAUUCAUCGACAAGAAGCUGAUCUAGGAGUUUCUGAUUUCAUGUUCAGUACUCAUCGGUCUACUGCGGUUGCUUUCACAUCUCACUUCACAUCUGCAGGUUUCUACUUGUAUCUUAACAAACGUUAUAUGGCUCGCUUACACUGGAAUGCUUAUUUCAAGCCGUUAUCAAUGGACGUCUGGAUGGUCAUUUUUGGGUUAAUUCUGACAACGAGUAUUCUAUUGAACCUCAUCAACUACACGAGAAGAUCACAUUUUUUUCCUCUUCUCUUUCAACACUGUCUAUAUGCUUGGGGUAUCUACUGUUACCAAGCAUUGCCAAAAUUCCCUAAAGGAACUUCUUCGAGGAUCGUUUAUGCGUCAAUAUUGUUAUCGUCGGUGGUCACUUUAAUUGCAUAUGCUGCUGCGAUGACCAGUAGGCUCACUGUAGUUUCAUACAUACCAUUCAAGACACUGCAAGAAUUCGUAGACGACGGCAGUUUCCAUGUCAUAAAGCUAAACGUGUCUCAGGAUUUUGAUCACUACAAGUUCUUUGACCAGACACUGACAAAGAAAAUGAUGUCUUUGAUGAUGCCAAGAAAUUUGCUUCCUGUAACCGAUGAGGAAGCAUUUGAGCAGGUAUGCAGCAAGAGAGUGGGGUACUACUUAAACGACAUGGCGAAGAAAGCUAUAGAAGCUCAAGGUAUUAGAAUACCUUGUGAACUCUCUUCCAUCAAAUAUGGAAAAACGCAAAUAUUAGCGAUGAUCAUGCCACACGGCAGUAGAUGCUUAGACCUCGUCAAUUACUACAUUAUGCAGUUCAGAAGUAACGGAAUGUUGCAACGUUUGGAGCACAAGUACUACAAGGAGCUCAAGCGAAAUGACUUGAAAUAUUCAUCAGUAUCUCUUCGAGGAGUGGCACCCCUCCUGCUCAUUUUAGCUAUUGGAUUUUUGAUAGCCUUGAUCAUCUUCAUCAUCGAACAAAAUGCUAAUGCGUUCAGAAAGAAGUUACGUAGUUAUCAAAAAAGGCGGACAACUUUCUUGAAAACACGAAAGGCAUCUUUAUUUCUAGCAAACGACUGUAAUUUCAAAAAACGUUUACGGAAUUUGAAGCAAUUCAUAGGAAGAAUGCAAUUGAAAUAG